GCAGUGCCCACGCUGUUGCUGGUAAACGUCUGCUCCCUCGACAACAAGAUGGACUACAUCAGUAGUGUAACUGUGGAGAGCUUCUCAACGCCUUCUUUAUAAUAGCCGGAGAUUUCAAUAGUUUCUGACAUACUGUGGAUGUGGCUGACUCUUCUUUACGGUUGCAUCGGUGGAGCAGCUCUUCUGUAUGCUUUGUACAGAUGGGUGAUCCCUGCCGUUGUGCAGUAUCAUGGAGGACUGGCGCUGAUCUGGCACGAUGUCAUCGUGGAACGGAUGCUGGACACACUGACCCAAACCACUCGUCCUCAGCGGAUCCUGAGUGCAGUACAGAAGAACGCCACUAGAGGAGACCCUCGCAGCGUGGUCAAAGCCAUUGAUGAGUACUGCAGACACAAGGAGUGGGCCAUGAAUGUGGGGGACGAGAAGGGUUGCAUUCUUGACUCAGUGGUGUCUGAGGUAAACCCAGCCACUGUGUUGGAGCUGGGAACCUACUGUGGCUAUUCCACGGUGCGAAUCGCCAGCCUGCUCCCCCCUCACGCCAAACUCAUCACUCUUGAAUUUAACCCUGACUUUGCUGCAAUUGCUCGUCAGGUCAUUGCUUGGGCAGGACUGGAGGGAAAGGUCCAGUUAGUUGAAGGAGCAUCUGGGGACUGGAUCCCCAAAAUGAAGGAGCAGUUUGGGAUUAAAACAUUUGAUUUGGUUUUCCUGGAUCACUGGAAGGAUCGCUACCUUCCUGACACCAAACUGAUGGAGGAGUGUGGCCUCCUCAGGAAAGGCAGCAUUCUGCUGGCAGACAACGUCAUCUGCCCUGGUACCCCUGAAUACCUGGAGUACAUCCGUAACAGCCCACGGUACGAAAGCCGGUACUUCAAAUCUCACCUGGAGUACACCAAAGUGGAGGAUGGCUUGGAGAAGUCUGUCUUCUUAGGGUAGAUUUUAACAUGUGGUGUCAGGUUUUACACAGGUAUUAUUAAACCUCAGACCUCUGUUGUCUUGGUUUCAGAGAAGACGUAAGUCAGGAGUUAAAUCUGGUUUUGUAGCACAUCACAGAGCGUGUAAUCUUGAAAUAAAAGGUAAUGUGGAGGGAAAAUAAAUAAUUUUUGCUGUGUGCUUUAUAACGCCAAAUGAUGCAAGUUGAUACACUCUUUGAGAUGUCUACACAUACUGGUACAGUAGGUGGCGGUAGUGAUACUAUAUUGAAGCUCCUAAUUGACAGAUGACGAGCUGCAAACUGAUCCUGGGGGCUGCUUUUCCCAGAGCAUCA
Molecule: messenger RNA, 1264 nt
Organism: Toxotes jaculatrix (banded archerfish)
Lineage: Eukaryota; Metazoa; Chordata; Actinopteri; Toxotidae
Gene: comtb
Product: catechol-O-methyltransferase b
Exons: 7
Coding region: 139-933 (264 amino acids)
Biological process (GO): catecholamine catabolic process; developmental process; dopamine metabolic process
Molecular function (GO): catechol O-methyltransferase activity
Source: RefSeq, a predicted model, not a curated record